Molecule: messenger RNA, 2577 nt
Organism: Prunus mume (Japanese apricot)
Lineage: Eukaryota; Viridiplantae; Streptophyta; Magnoliopsida; Rosales; Rosaceae
Source: RefSeq, a predicted model, not a curated record
CUCGGAGCUCAGCAGUCAGGCCUCAAGCUCUCCGACUGUGGCAAAAGAAAAGGAGAAGUUAAGUGGUUAUCGCUGAAAUGGUUCAAUUAGGCGGGAAGAAAGUUGGCCAGAUGGUGUUGGGCUUCGGAGGCAGCGGCCUGGGCCAGGCUCUAGCUGCCGUGGCCGCAGCGCUUUUGCUCCGGCUCUUAUCCGGCCCAGGCCCAGCGCUCUCGCCGGAAACCGAGGCCAGCGACGAUGAUAAUGACGCAACAGACGACAAAGGCGACACUCCGAUUUCCGGGAAAUUGGUUCCGGUUACAAUCCGGUGGCGCAACAUCAACUGCUCUCUCUCUGACAAGUCCUCAACAUCAAUACGGUUUCUGCUUAAGAACGUUAGCGGGGAAGCGAAACCGGGGAGACUGUUAGCGAUUAUGGGGCCGUCAGGGUCAGGAAAGACGACGCUGCUAAAUGUACUUGCGGGUCAGCUAACUGCGUCACCUCGGUUACAUUUAUCAGGUCUAUUGGAGGUCAAUGGAACUUCUAGUCCUAACAAAGCCUAUAAGUUUGCUUAUGUGAGACAGGAGGACCUGUUUUUCUCGCAGCUGACGGUGCGAGAGACGUUGUCUCUUGCUGCCGAGCUGCAGCUUCCGGAGAUAUCUUCCGCAGAAGCGAGACUCGAGUAUGUGAACAGUCUGUUGUUCAAAUUGGGAUUGGUCAGUUGUGCUGAUACGAAUGUUGGUGAUGUGAAAGUCCGAGGAGUUAGUGGGGGUGAAAAGAAACGUUUGUCUCUGGCAUGCGAGCUGAUUGCAAGCCCCUCUGUUAUAUUUGCUGACGAACCCACUACUGGGCUUGAUGCUUUCCAGGCAGAGAAAGUAAUGGAAACCCUUCGACAGCUUGCACAGGAUGGACAUACUGUAAUUUGCUCCAUACAUCAGCCUAGAGGAUCUGUGUACAGUAAAUUUGAUGACAUCGUGUUGCUAACAGAGGGUGCACUUGUCUAUGCUGGUCCUGCACAUGAUGAACCACUUGCAUACUUUUCUAAAUUCGGGUACCAUUGCCCAGCUCAUGAGAACCCUGCUGAGUUUUUAGCCGAUCUUAUUUCUAUCGACUACAGUUCUGCUGAAAGUGUUUACUCUUCUCAGAAAAGAGUAGAUGCUCUUGUUGAGUCAUUUUCACAACAAUCAUCACUAGUUCUGUAUGCAACUCCGAUUACAAGAAGGGAAGUCUUUAACAACAGAACAAAGUUCAGCAAGAAAAGUAGAGUUCAGAAGAAGGGUGGUUGGUGGAUGCAAUUCCGGUUGCUCCUAAGGCGUGCAUGGAUGCAGGCUUCCCGUGACGGAUCAACAAAUAAAGUUCGGGCAAGAAUGUCAAUUGCAUCAGCUAUAAUAUUUGGAUCAGUUUUUUGGAGAAUGGGAAGAUCUCAGACAUCGAUACAAGACAGAAUGGGAUUGCUUCAGGUUGCUGCAAUAAACACGGCAAUGGCUGCUCUCACAAAGACAGUGGGUGUGUUCCCGAAGGAGCGUGCAAUAGUAAAUAGAGAGCAUGCAAAAGGGUCUUAUACAUUAGGACCCUAUCUUCUUUCUAAGUUGUUGGCUGAGAUUCCUGUUGGAGCAGCGUUUCCAUUAAUGUUUGGCGCCAUUUUGUACCCCAUGGCUCGUCUUCAUCCUGCUUUAUCCAGAUUCGUGAAGUUUUGUGGUAUUGUGACAGUGGAAUCUUUUGCUGCAUCUGCUAUGGGUCUUACUGUUGGUGCUAUGGUUCCAACCACUGAAGCAGCUAUGGCAGUCGGACCCUCACUUAUGACAGUUUUUAUUGUAUUUGGAGGCUAUUAUGUCAAUGCAGAGAAUACACCAAUUAUCUUUCGUUGGAUUCCUCAUAUUUCUCUAAUUAGAUGGGCUUUUCAAGGUCUUUGCAUCAAUGAGUUUAGGGGUCUUCAAUUUGAUCAUCAGCAUUCUUACGAUAUUCAAAAUGGAGAACAGGCACUUGAACGCAUCUCCUUUGGAGGAAGUCACAUUAGGGAUACAAUGAUUGCUCAAAGUAGAAUACUGUUGUUUUUGUAUUGCACCACUUACCUUCUCCUUCAGAAAAACAAACCGAAAUACCAGCAGCUGGAGGCCGGACCUCUUGACGAAAUCCAACCAGCGGUGCAGCUCGAGCCUUUAAAUACUGAACAAGAUGAACAAAACCAGCCAAAGGAACCACCUGUAACACUCAAUCAAGUUGAAUUAAACCAGCCACUUGAAUCAUCUCCCCCAAUUGACCAAGCCCCAGAGUUUGUCCUAGAAGGUGCUAAGUAAAGGAGAUAUGUUAAGCAAUAAAGAAGCCUCGUGCCUUUUUCUGACCAAAUGAGCCAUUUCUAUGCGACAUGACUUAAAAGUCUCAUGUAGAAUGUACGUUUAAUGGAUGUUAUGCUCUACCAGAGCGAAGAUGAUUUUCUUAUAUGGUUGGUUGGUCAUAGUACACAGGUCGGUCCAGUUUGCGAAGACUGCGCGAAGUUUAUUCUCAUAUAAACACUUUGAAUACUAAUAUGUUCAUAUUUACAGUUCUACUUUGAGUAUCCAUUGCUAAUCAAAUUUGAAAUCAUAAAUCUUUUUACAAAAA